Empidonax traillii (willow flycatcher) is the source of this 448-nucleotide messenger RNA. Its product is annotated as kelch domain-containing protein 10-like. Gene Ontology annotation, biological process: positive regulation of stress-activated MAPK cascade. The annotation marks the transcript as partial. NCBI's taxonomy places the organism in Eukaryota, Metazoa, Chordata, Aves, Passeriformes, Tyrannidae. The record is from RefSeq and is a predicted model, not a curated record. The transcript has 3 exons. Gene Ontology annotation, molecular function: protein binding.
CUGUCCCAGUUGUCCUGCACGGGAACAACCUGCUGGUGUUCGGGGGCACCGGGAUCCCCUUCGGGGAGAGCAACGGCAACGACGUCCACGUCUGCAACGUCAAGUACAAGAGGUGGGCCCUGCUCAGCUGCAGGGGCAAGAAACCCAACAGGAUCUAUGGACAGGCCAUGGCCAUCAUCAACGGGUGCCUCUACGUGUUCGGCGGCACCACCGGCUACAUCUACAGCACCGACCUGCACCGGCUGGACCUCACCACGCGCGAGUGGGUGCAGCUCAAACCCAACAGCCUGUCCUGCGACAUGCCCGAGGAGAGGUACCGACACGAGAUGGCCCACGACGGGCAGAGGAUUUACAUCUUGGGAGGGGGCACGUCCUGGACAGCCUAUUCCUUGGACAAGGUGAGCCAGGGCCGGCCCCAGCUCCAGGGCACUCCAGAAAUCCCAGGGGG